CUUCCCAGCCUCCAGGACUCAGCUGAGUUCACAGCUCAAGUGGAGAACACAUCGACUUCAAAGUCGGAGGGAAUAGAAGGUGCUCCCCAGCUGCGGACGCUUCCUCUGCUUGAGAUGCAUGAAAAGACUGUCCACGUCCUCUGGGGAUGCUUCCUCCUGUGGAAUCUCCACAUCGCGUCCUCUCAGACCAUUCACCCUGGAAUCAAAGCGAGGGCUACUCAGCGGGCUCUGGACUAUGGUGUUCAAGCUGGGAUGGAGAUAAUUGAGCAAAUGGUCAAAGAAAGAAAAAUCCCAGAUUUAAAGGGUAAUGAGUCUCUUGAAUUUCUGAAGAUUGAUUAUGUGAACUACAAUUUUUCAAACAUAAAAAUCAAUGCCUUUUCAUUUCCAAAUACUUCAUUAGCAUUUGUGCCUGGGGUAGGAAUCAAGGUACUGACCAACCAUGGCACCACCAACAUCAGCACAGACUGGGAAGUCAAGUCUCCCCUUUUCCAAGACACAGGAGGAGCUGAUCUGUUUCUCUCUGGGGUCUACUUCACUGGUGUCCUUAUCCUGGCCCGAAAUGACUUUGGUCAGCCAACAGUGAAGCUCCAAGACUGCUACGCCCAAGUGAGCCAUGCCCAAGUCUCAUUUUCUGGAGAACUCAAAGUCCUGUAUAACUCCUUUGCUGAGCCCAUGGAGAAGCCCAUUUUAAGGAACUUAAAUGAAAUACUCUGUCCCAUUAUCACAAGUGAGGUGGAAGCACUGAAUGCCAAUCUCAGCGUGCUGGAGGUUUUAACCAAGAUUGACAACUAUACUCUGCUGGAUUAUUCCCUAAUCAGUUCUCCAGAAAUUACUGAGAAUUACCUUGACCUGAAUUUGAAGGGUGUAUUCUACCCGUUGGAGAACCUCACUGACCCCCCAUUCUCCCCGGUCCCUAUUGUGCUCCCAGAACGCAGUGACUCUAUGCUCUACAUCGGACUCUCCAAGUAUUUCUUUAAAUCUGCGUCCUUUGCUUACUUUACAGCUGGGGCUUUCAAUGUCACUCUCUCCACAAAAGAGAUUUCCAGCCAUUUGAUUCCAAACUCUCAAGGCCUUGGCAGCAUGCUCUCUCGGUUGGCAGACAUCUACAUCUUGUCGCAGCCUCUCAUGGUAAGGAUCAUGGCAACGGAGCCUCCUGUGAUCAGUUUGCUGCCGGGUAACUUCACCCUGGACAUCCCUGCCUCCAUCAUCGUACUCACCCAGGCCGAGAACUCGACUGCGGAAACCAUCGUUUCCAUGAACUUUGUUGCUAGUACCAGUGUUGGCCUGGUUAUUUUGGGACAAAGACUCAUCUGCUCAUUGUCUCUGAACAGAUUCCGCCUGUCCCUGCCGGAGUCCAGCCGAGGCAGUAUUGAGGUCUUGAGGUUCGAGAAUAUUCUGUCUUCCAUCAUCCACUUCGGAGUCCUCCCACUGGCCAACGCAAAACUGCAGCAAGGAUUUCCUCUGCCACACCCACACAAAAUCUCAUUUGUCAAUUCUGAUGUCGAAGUGCUUGAGGAUUUACUUUUGAUUUCCACCAACCUGAAGUAUGAAACGUCCUUAAAGCAGCCGUCAAGUUUCCCUGGUUGGGCAGAUCUGAAUCUGAUAAGCAGACAGUUGAGUGGGAAGCCAGCCCCUUGAUCGCCUGUUUGGAGUCCAUUCCAGGAAGUAAAUGGCCCUUAAUCCCACAGCUACUGUAAACCCAGACGGAGAAGACAGUACAUGCUGGAAUUGUAAAGCCCUUGUGAAUUGCUUAGACUGAAAGUUUUCUUUCUCAAGCCCUCAGGGACGUACAGUAAGGCAGCUGGGUUAAAGAACUGAAUGGGGGGGGGGGGGGCGUGUCUCCAUGUGUUUGGAGGGCUGGAUGUUUGAAUGUGUGUGCAUGUCUGAAUGCACAUUGUGUGUUCCUGUGUUUAUAAGGUUCUGGGGCAAAGAGUGAGGCAUGUACUUCUGACAAGGUGCGUGAGGAACUCUUACGUACAGAUUUGCAUCAGUUGUUAUCUGUGGAGAUCCCUCUUGCCCUCUCAGCUCUCUAGGGUCCCCCCUUCCCUACAUAUUGGAUUUUAUGUUUUAUAUUUACUGUAACCGUCCCCUGUAUUUAAUUAAAAUUGUUUUCUAUCGAUGUCAA
This is a messenger RNA of Equus quagga, 2125 nucleotides long. It is a transcript of the gene BPIFC, whose product is annotated as BPI fold containing family C. The transcript is spliced from 17 exons. The coding region runs from base 115 to 1638 and encodes 507 amino acids. Gene Ontology annotation, molecular function: lipid binding. NCBI's taxonomy places the organism in Eukaryota, Metazoa, Chordata, Mammalia, Perissodactyla, Equidae. The record is from RefSeq and is a predicted model, not a curated record.